Molecule: messenger RNA, 6195 nt
Organism: Uloborus diversus
Lineage: Eukaryota; Metazoa; Arthropoda; Arachnida; Araneae; Uloboridae
Product: alpha-(1,6)-fucosyltransferase-like
Exons: 10
Coding region: 177-1883 (568 amino acids)
Biological process (GO): protein N-linked glycosylation
Cellular component (GO): Golgi cisterna membrane
Molecular function (GO): glycoprotein 6-alpha-L-fucosyltransferase activity; protein binding
Source: RefSeq, a predicted model, not a curated record
GUAAUAACUUGUUCUGAAGUUUUCCCAUUUAGUUUAGCCUGAUGUGAAGAGAAUCCAUGAUUUCCCUUUAAUUAUAAAUUAAUGUUCUAUCAUAUGACAUUUCUUACUUAAAUAUUGGUAUUAUAUUCAUAAUUCAGUUUUAAAGCUUCCAUAUCAUUUUAAAGAAAACACCAGAAAUGGUUUUUAGCAUUGGAAGAGUGAUUGUAGCAUUUCUAGCUGCUUGGUUAAUAGUUAUAAUUUUACUUAGUGGACCUAUGUUUCAAAAUAACGAACCUGAUGAACAAAUACUUAUACGCUUAUCUCGUGCUUUGGGUGAAUUAGAAGCUUUGAAAUUACAGAAUGAAGAAUUAAAAAACCUUUUAAACUCAUUAAGGUUGUCUCCAUCGGAAAAUGAAAAGGCAGAACCUUUGAAGAAUAUUCGAACUUUUAGUCAUGACAAAUCAGUUUUAGAUAGGGUUAGAACAGCUUCAAAAGAGCCAUCUAAAGAGUUUGAAGAAACCAGAAGACGUUUAGAAGAUGGUGUUAAUGAAAUGUGGUAUUAUUUAAAAUCUGAAUUAAAGAAACUGAAUAAAACACUGUCAUCAGAUUCAGUGAACAGCAAAAAAUUAUCUUUAAUUCUGGAAGAUGCUAGUGAUCACAAGAGAACUAUUAUAUCUGAUAUGAAUAUUCUGAAAGACUUGGAUGGAUUAGGGGACUGGCGCAAAAAAGAAGCUGAAGAUCUGAGCAACUUGGUUCAAAAGAGAUUACAUUAUCUUCAGAAUCCCAAGGAUUGCAGAAGUGCUAAAAAAUUAUUGUGUAAUUUAAACAAAGGCUGUGGAUAUGGGUGUCAAAUUCAUCAUGCUGCUUAUUGCUUCAUUGUUGCAUAUGGUACAAAACGAACUUUAAUUCUACGAUCUCAUAAUUGGCGGUAUGCACAAAAAGGAUGGGAAUCUGUGUUUUUACCUUUGAGUGAAACAUGUACAGAUGAUGGUGGAUCAACUAGAGGACCUUGGCCAGCAACAGAAAGUACUCAAGUCAUUGAUCUCCCUAUCAUUGAUAACGUGAGACCUAGACCACCAUAUAUACCUUUAGCUAUUCCUAAAGAUUUGUCGGAGCGCAUCAUACGACUGCAUGGUAAUCCUGCUGCUUGGUGGAUAUCGCAGUUUGUGAAAUAUCUUCUUCGUCCACAAGAAGCUAUGAAAGCAUUGUUAGAAAAAGUAGAAGAAAAAUUAGAUUUUAAACAUCCUGUUGUUGGUGUUCAUGUGAGGAGAACUGAUAAAAUUGGAACAGAAGCACAGUUUCAUCCAAUCGAAGAGUACAUGGAGCAUGUUGAAGAAUAUUAUCAACAAUUAAGUCUUAACAACCCUAUUAAAGAAAAACGUGUUUACCUAGCUACAGAUGAUCCAAAUUUACUUUCAGAGUGUAAGAAAAAAUUUCCCGACUAUAUAUUUUAUGGAGAUCCUAAUAUUGCAAAGAGUGCUUCCGUAGGCCAAAGAUAUACCACUGAAUCACUGAAAGGAGUAAUUCUAGACAUCCACAUGUUGUCUAAGUGUGAUUAUUUAGUUUGUACAUUUUCAUCUCAGGUGUGUCGUCUAGCUUACGAAAUAAUGCAGAACUAUCACCCUGAUGCCUCAUCAUAUUUUAGAUCUUUGGAUGACAUUUUCUAUUUUGGUGGUCAAAAUGAUCACAAUCAACUUGCCUUUUACAAUCACACGUCACGAAAUCACUAUGAAGUUUCUCUUCAGAAAGGUGAUGUAGUUGGAAUUGCUGGUAAUCAUUGGGACGGCUUUUCAAAAGGAAUUAAUAGGAGAACUAAAAAAAGUGGCUUAUAUCCAUCUUACAAAACAAUUGAAAAAAUAGAAUUAAUUGAUUUUCCUACUUAUUAUGAAGUUGAUGGAAACUAAUGUAUAGUUUUUAAAUUAAACGAGCCAUGUGUUUUUGAAUAUCAAAUACCCACAUACAGUAUAACAUAUCUAGGUUUUAAUUAUUGCUCAAAAACAUAUUUCUCUAUGCAUUUCAAUUAAAAAUAGCCAAAGCUCUAAAGCAUUUUUAACAGUACUUCAUCUGUAUCAUGUGAAUAUAUUUAUAAAUAUUUAUAUAUUUUUGUAAAUUUUAAAACUGGAUUGUGACAAUGUUGUUCUUUGUGUUAGGUGUUGAUUUUUUUUUUCAGUUUUUUGUUUUUAAAUAUUUCAGACUUUUUUAUACAUGUUGCUAUGUUAUGGUUUAAGGCUGCUUACAACUAAUUUAGCAUUGCGUUUGAAGAAGUUGUACCUGGAAGUAAGUAUAAUUUGUCUGUUACCUUUAAAUGCAAAAGAUUAGAAGUGAAGCAGAAGAACUUAAAAGGAAACAAAAAAUAAAAACAAGUCAAGAUUGUCUUUCUUUUGUGGGCAUUCACUAAUAAUAUAUUUAAAAAAUCUACAUACAGAUAUUCUAUUCUACACAAUUUUUUCCAUCUAAUAUAUUGUGGAUAAAACCAUAAUAUUUUCUUGGGGUGUUUGACAGCUAAUGCUAAGGCUCUUCUGGGUCAUUCCAGGAAAAGUCAACCCUUUGUCCCGCUCUUGACGCUUCAUAUAUUUCAUUAAAAAUAAUACUUUUAAAUAAUAAUAAUUUUUUUCUGCUUAACAAAUUACAAACUUACAUGUGAUUUCUGAAGCAAAAAAUUUCGUCAUUACCCUUUAAAAUUAUUACUUUUUAAUGAAACAUAUGAAUCGACACGUGUGGGGAAAAAAGGUUGAUUUCUGCAUAUAUUUUUUUAUGUCAAAGCUCUUUUUAAAGUGAGCAUGAAGAUCUGCAAUCGUAAUAUCUUUAUUUAUUUUAAUUUUUAAAUUAAUCCACAAUAUCUUAAACUCCUGUAAAAAUUAGAAUUUUUUUACAUGUUCUAUGUAAAUUAUUUCCAUACUGUAAAUGUUUUGAUGGUUCUUUCCUAGUUUUAUGAAAACAUUGUCUAAAUGUUAACAUCAUCUAACUGAUUUUGGAUAUCCAGUUUGUUUGAAUGUGAUUUAGUGUAAUGAUUGUGAAAUGUUUGAUGUAUAAUGUAACUAUUGUUAAUGUGUGAUACAAGUUCAUACAAGUGAUUAAAUUUUAUUAAAAAACUAAAAAAGUCAUGUACAGUUUUUUUUCCUUCAAAUUGUUGAUUUUUUUUUUUUUUUUUUUUUUUUUUUGUCCUUAUGUAAUGUUGUAUGUGUUAAUUUUAAUUUUCAGAACAAUAAUAUUUUCUGAGAAAUUUAGAUGGGAUUUAUAAAGGUAAAGAUGUUUGUUGUAAUCGUUGAAAUAGUUGUGUCAAUCAAAAGCUAGGGAAAUAAGUUUAAAAAGCCCAUUUUUGUUAGGAUCAUUUCAUUUUUAAAUUAUAACUGCAAAAUACUAUGCAGCAAGCAACCAUUAAAAAUUAGAAAGUAUGAAAAAGUUCAAAAGAUGUAGUCAGUUGAAAAUUUUAUUGGAAAAAGACAUAAUAGUUAUGACACAGAUUUUUUAAGAAUGUAUGUUUAAAAGUUUAUUUGUGUGCAUUCCACUUCAUUAGUGAAUUUAUAAUAAAAUUUCAAUAAGAAAUUCAUAUUUUGAAUAGGUUUAUCAAGGUAGAAUAAAUACUAAAGCAAUGGAUUACUAUUGUUAAAACUUUAUUUAAACAGCUAUGGCUAGAGGAUUGAAAGGUACUACUUUUUGCAAAUCCCCAUAUUCAUUCAUAAACAGGUUCUUUUAAUCCCUUUUCAGUUUGGUGCAAUGAAGAAAUAUGUUUUGUCUCUUGCAAAGUCUCAGUUUUUGUUUGGUGUGUAUGUCCAUACAUUUGUGUGCAUAUGUAUGUAUUAUGUGUGUGUAUGUGUGAGAUGUAUAGGUUUUUUUUUACAGUGCUGUAGUAGGGGGGAAACUCCAUCCUCCAAAACAUUUUUUUUUAAAAAUGAUGCAUAUUUUCUGUAUUGGUUCAAAACAACUUCUUUUGAAAAAAAAAAACCUGCUUUUUAAAUUAAAGCUUACAAAGGAAUAUAAACCAACAAAAUUUUGGGUUAACAAGAGUCUCUCAACCAUGACAUUUAUACAGAGAAGUGCAUUAUCCCAAAAAUCCCCCCUCCUACAGCACUGUGUGUUUACAUAUGUGGUGACCUUCAACUCUGGUCACCACAGAAAUUUUUUUUUUUUUUUUGUAAUAUAAAAAAACUUACCUUCUGAUUUUUCCGGACAAAAUCAAAGGUGUGAAAUCAUUUGAAUACAAAACGAUAACCAAGAUAUUCAUUUAAAAAAAAUUUUAUGGCUUCCAUAAUACAGUUAAAAUUUUGAGCUUUCUGGUCGGAAAAAAAACUGUGUUAACAUUAAAAAUCCCUCUCUGGAAAAAGUUUCUCAUAAACAAAAAAAAAAAAAAUCUUGUGAAAAUUGAGUCAUGUGUAACAUUUUUUUGCUGGAGCGCCCACCUAGCAGGGGCUCAGGGCGCAGACUGCAGCAUUGAAAUUUUUAGAGAGGUGAUUUUGAGGGGUAAUUUUAACUUUUGGGGGGUGGUCUUUGUAAUAUUUAGGGGGGUGUACCCUUGCUCUUAGGGGGUGAGCACCCCUGUUUUUUGGAAUAUUGACUCUGAGUAUUCUUAAUAGAAAACUUAAAAUGUUGAAAGUAUUAUGUGUCAUUUCAUACGAAUUCCUUUAUGGUUUUGUGUAUUGUGAUUUCUGUUACAUUUGUGUUAUUUGAUGUACAAAGUAUGUUUACAGUAUAGAUAGUUUAUUGUGUUACUUAUUUUGUUGCAUUUUUUUCAGUUGUGUGAAAGCACAUUUUUUUUUUUCUUUUUUUUUAAUCUGAUGACAGAUAUUUGAAAACUCAAUGCAAGGGUGAUAUCAUUCCGUCAAAUACAAGAAACUGGAAGCUUGUGUAAUUCUAUCAUAAACUAAAGGUUUGGUUUUAAUGAUGUAUAGAAAUACAGGUUGUUCAAGAAAUAUCUUAAAUAUUCUAAACAUUAAUAACGCAAAUAUUACUAGGUGAAAUGAAACGCAGUUGGCUGCAAAAGAAUGAAAAACUCUGAACGUUUUCACUGGUAUUAAUUUUCUGACGUAGAGGGUGCUACUUGCUAGCCAAUUGAGCUAAUGAAAGAAAAUGGAGAUCACACAGGAAAAGUGCAGUUGUUGGAAAAUCACUGAUAAUUGUGGGAAGAAAUUUUUGACCAUAAAGAGCCAUCUUUAUCAAACAUUUAGAUAAGGUUAUAGGUGAUUUUGUUUUGGCUAACCAUAACACACACUUUGCUCUCUCCUGUGCAGUCAUCAUUUUCUUUUCUUACCUUGAUUGGCUUGCACAACUAGCGUCCUCUAUUUCAGAAAAUUACUACAAGAAAAACUUUUAAGUUUUUUUCAUUCAGCAAACAGCAUUUCAUUUCACCUGUUACUCUUUGGUAAAGGUCUUCCUCGGAUAUCCCAUAAUUUAAUUUGUUUUACAGAUGUUGCAACUCCAGGGAAUCAAAUAUUAUUUCAUCAAUGUACUGCUUUUCUUUAUGUGCUUAAAUUCACAGAUCUUUUCUUGGAAUGGGUUUUGAACUCAGUAAAUAGAAUUAUAAUUGUUAUUAGUAUUAUUUUUUAGUUAAUAUCAAAUGAAAUGUUCAUGUUAUUAAUUACAAUUGUACACUUUAAGAUGUUCUAGAUGUAGGAAUUACUGAUAUAUCAAGGAUUUAAAAAUAGUUUGUUUGUGGUGUGGAUGUUAAAUUGUUUUCUUUGUGACAAAAAUAGUGUGGUCGUUUAAAACUAACGUAAUUGAGCAAAAUUUAAUUAGACUUUAAAUAUUCUUAAUAUAUUUUAAUCUCACUAAAAAUCCUACAAAUAGAAGAAUAGUUUGUAUUUUUCUCGGAUAUAAUCCAAUGUGUCAAAAAUGCAUAAAUGUUUUUAUACAGAUAUUUCUGCCUGUCAUAUUUUUCUGAUAUUUGUAACAUAAUUCACAUAUUUUUAAAAGCAUGAUCUUGGUGUUGUGAAAUUUCCAAAAAAAGCAGAGUUGUGUAAUCAGUAAGGUACUUUAAGAAUAGGUAUAUCUCUUAGGAGCUCUUAUCUAUGUAUAGAUAUGUCUAUAGAGUUUACAUCUGACAUUUUGAAGACUAGUCGCAAAAAUCAGCAAUUUCAAGACCUAUAGGAGUGUUAAAAUCAAAGAAAAAUUAUUCUUUACAGUUCUUUUUAAAAUGUUUUGUAUUAAAUAAAAACAUUUGAUAAAUAACUGUUGCUCAAAAUUAUUUCUGUAUGAAUAAUUAUUUCCAUUAAACAUUAC